CAGCGUUUAUAGAAAUAGAAAGAAAGCUAGAAAGGACUAGUGUUUCUCGAUUUAGGGUUUGAAGCAGAACAAGAAGAAGCAGCAGUAGUAGCAAGCAGAAGAAGCAGGCGAUGCCGAAGAACAAGGGAAAGGGAGGUAAAAACAGGAAGAGAGGAAAGAACGAAGCCGAUGAUGAGAAGCGUGAGCUAGUCUUCAAAGAAGAUGGACAAGAAUACGCUCAGGUUCUUCGUAUGCUCGGCAACGGCCGGUGUGAAGCUAUGUGUAUUGACGGCACCAAACGUCUCUGCCAUAUUCGAGGUAAGAUGCACAAGAAAGUCUGGAUCGCUGCUGGCGAUAUAAUACUCGUUGGUCUUCGUGAUUAUCAGGACGAUAAAGCUGAUGUGAUCCUCAAGUAUAUGCCCGAUGAGGCAAGGUUGUUGAAGGCCUACGGAGAGCUACCAGAGAAUACUCGUCUCAACGAGGGUAUCGCUGGUGGAAUCGACGAGGAGGAUGACGGUGCUGGUGAUGGAUAUAUUGAUUUUGAGGACGAGGACAUCGAUAAAAUCUAGGGUUUGGGAUUAUCUUCUUCGUUCUUUCUUCCUUUUUUUUUUUCCUCCGUUAAAUAUGUUAACUAUAAAUUGUUAUAAGGAUGAAUCUUACGGGGUUCGUGUUCUGUUGUUAAAUUUGAGGGUUUUUACCACCCGCCUCCCACUCUACCUGGUGCGAAUUUAUUUAUGGUGGCACAUAUUGAAAUAGGGUUUCCGAGAUGAAUAGGAUGGAAUGGAAUACCAUUAGAUCUAUCAAUUUCCUUA
Molecule: messenger RNA, 791 nt
Organism: Macadamia integrifolia
Lineage: Eukaryota; Viridiplantae; Streptophyta; Magnoliopsida; Proteales; Proteaceae
Product: eukaryotic translation initiation factor 1A
Exons: 1
Coding region: 111-548 (145 amino acids)
Biological process (GO): translational initiation
Cellular component (GO): cytoplasm
Molecular function (GO): translation initiation factor activity; RNA binding
Source: RefSeq, a predicted model, not a curated record